UUCUCCAUUUCCCGCCCACACCCCAGUAGCCACAGUUUUGUAUCAGUUGUAUUCAAGAGUUCUGAGUGAAUCUUCUCUUCUCCUUGUGAUAUAUUUGGGGUUUGGUCUCCAUCAGAGCCAGUUGUUCAGGGAAAGAGGGAACUCUACCAAGGGAGAUCGUAAUGGAGAGCACUGGAAUUAAAGUGCUGGAAACAGCAGAAGAAAUCCAGGGAAGACGACGAGAAGUGUUGAGUCGGUACCAGCGUUUCAAACAGCUUGUUACUGAACGUGGUCAAAAGCUUGAAGAUUCCUAUCACUAUCAGGUUUUCAGGCGAGAUGCAGAUGACCUGGAGAAAUGGAUCUUGGAGAAACUCAAGAUUGCUUCUGAUGAAAAUUACAAAGACCCAACUAACAUACAGGGGAAAUAUCAGAAACAUCAAUCCUUUGAAGCUGAAGUACAAGCAAAAUCUAGAGUGAUUCCAGAGCUGGAAGAAAUCAGACGAGUUCGAUUUGCUGAAGGACAUUUUGCUCAUGAAGACACCAAGGAGCAUCUGGAAGAACUGAAGAAACUGUGGGAUUUGCUUUUAGAGCUGACUAAGGAGAAGGGCACUCGGUUGUUGCAGGUCCUGAAGCUGCAGCAGUACUUGCAGGAGUGCGCUGACAUCCUUGAGUGGAUCAGUGACAAAGAAACCAUUGUGACAUCAGUAGAACUGGGUGAAGACUGGGAGAGAGCUGAAGUUCUGCACAAGAAAUUUGAGGAGUUCCAGGUGGAUCUGGCAGCUCGUGAGGGGCGAGUGGCUGCAGUGAAUGAGUUUGCCAACCAGUGUGCCCAGGAAGAUCAUUCGCAACUGGAACUAAUCAAGACAAAGCAGGAUGAAGUAAAUACCAAUUGGCAGCGUCUCCAGGGCUUAGCUCUCCAGAGACGAGAAACUUUGUCUGAUGCUGCUGACUUGCAACGCUUCAACAGGGAUGUAGCUGAAGCUAUUCAGUGGAUCAAGGAGAAGGAGCCUCUUCUUACCUCGGAAGACUUUGGCAAAGAUCUGGUUAGCUCUGAAGCCCUGUUCCACAGUCACAAAGGGCUGGAAAGGAGCCUAGCUGUCAUGGAAGACAAGGUAAGAGAGCUGUGUGCUAAGGCAGAUAAGCUACAGGUCUCCCAUCCCUCAGAUGCACGUGAGAUCCAGGAGAAGAAAGAAGACCUCUCCUCUAACUGGGCACUAAUCCGGGCUCUAGCCACCAAAAGAUAUAAGAAGCUUCAGGCUUCAUACUGGUACCAACGCUUCCUCUCCGACUUUGAUGAACUCACAGGCUGGAUGGGAGAGAAAACAGCCCUUAUCAAUGCUGAUGAGCUGCCAACAGAUGUGGCAGGUGGGGAAGCCCUGUUAGACAGGCACCAACAGCAUAAGCAUGAAAUUGAUUCCUAUGAAGACCGAUUUCAGUCAGCUGCAGAAACUGGCCAGUAUCUGUUGGAUGCUGACCAUGAGGCAUCUGAAGAAGUUUGUGAAAAGAUGACUGCUCUUGACAACGAUCACGCUGCACUGCUGGAAUUAUGGGAGAGACGUCGUCAUCAAUACGAGCAGUGCCUGGACCUACACCUCUUCUAUCGAGAUAGUGAGCAAGUGGACAGCUGGAUGAGCAGACAGGAGGCAUUCUUAGAGAAUGAGGACUUGGGGAACUCUCUGGGCACUGUUGAAGCCCUUCUUCAGAAGCAUGAGGACUUUGAGGAGGCCUUUGGUGCCCAGGAAGAGAAAAUUACAACACUGGACAAGACAGCAACCAAACUGAUCGACAAUGACCAUUAUGAUUCAGAGAACAUCGCUGGGAUCAGGGAUGGGCUUUUGGCAAGGCGAGAUGCCCUCCGUGACCGUGCUGCUUCCAGGCGAGGGAAGCUGAAAGAUGCCCUGCUUCUGCAACAGCUCUACCAAGACUCAGAUGACCUAAAGAACUGGAUCAAUAAGAAGAAAAAAUUAGCAGAUGAUGAGGAUUACAAGGACUCACAGAACCUAAAGAGCCGAGUUCAAAAGCAACAAGUAUUUCAAGAGGAGCUGAUGGCUAAUGAGGUUCGCCUCAACAACCUGAAAAAAACUGGCCAGGAGAUGAUUGAUGGCAACCACUAUGCCUCUGUUAAUGUGACUGCCCGAAUUAAUGAGGUCACUGCCCUCUGGAAGGAGCUCCUAGAAACAACAGAGCAGAAAGGAUCCCAGCUGCAUGAAGCCAAUCAGAAGCUACUAUUUGAACAGAAUGUGGAGGAUUUAGCCCGCUGGCUGGAGGAAGUGGAGGGUCAGGUUGCCUCUGAAGAUUAUGGGAAAGGCCUGGCUGAUGUCCAGAAUCUCCUUCGGAAACAUGGACUCUUAGAGACCAGUGUGAAUGCUCAUCAGGACCAAGUAGACACAAUUACAGACCUAGCUGCCUAUUUUGAGGAGGUGGGACAUCCUGAUGCUGAAGAAAUGAAAUUAAGGCAGGAAUCUCUGGUGUCAAGUUAUGAGUCCCUGAAGGAACCAAUGGACAAAAGGAAGAGGAAGCUCAUUGACCUUCUGCUACUGCAACAGAUCUGCCGGGACACAGAAGAUGAGGAGGCUUGGAUUCAAGAGACAGAACCUUCUGCUGCCUCCACUUACCUUGGAAAGGACCUGAUUGCUGCUCAGAACCUGCUGAAUAGGCACCAGGUCAUUUUGGCUGAUAUUGACAGCCAUGAACCCCGAAUUCAUGCCAUCACAGAGAGAGGCAACAAAUUGGUAGAUGAAGGGCACUUUGCUGCAGAGGAUGUAGCCUCUAGAGUAAAGAGCAUGAAUGAGAACAUGGAGUCCCUUCAGGCUCGGGCUGCCCAGCGACAGUGUGACCUGGAGGACAAUGUCCAUUUCCAGCAGUACCUUGCAGAUCUACAUGAAGCAGAAACCUGGAUUCAGGAGAAGGAGCCCAUUGUGGACAACACAAACUAUGGGGAUGAUGAGGAAGCUGCUGGGGCUCUUCUGAAGAAGCACGAAGCUUUCCUAGUGGACCUUAAUGCCUUUGGAACCAGCAUGAAGGCUCUGAGGAAGCAGGCAGAUGCAUGCCGGCAACAAGCUGCACCUAUGGAAGGGGCUGCGCAGGAAGAACGGGUCAUAGCUUUAUAUGACUUCGAGGCCAGGAGCCCCAGAGAAGUCACCAUGAAGAAAGAUGAUGUCUUAACCCUGCUCAGCUCUAUCAACAAGGACUGGUGGAAGGUAGAAGCUGAUGAUCAUCAGGGCUUUGUCCCAGCUGUGUAUGUCAGGAGAUUGGCCAGGGAUGAGCUCCCCAGGCCUGAGAGGCGGCGUCGAGAAGAGCCAAGUGACAUUGCCCAACGCCAGGAGCAAAUUGAUAAUCAGUACCACUCUCUUCUGGAGAGGGCAGAAGACCGUCGGCGUCGCCUUUUACAGCGAUACAAGGAGUUCCUGCUAGCUUAUGAGGCUGGAGACAUGCUGGAUUGGAUCAGAGAGAAGAAGGAAGAAAACACUGGAGUAGAACUAGAAGAUGUCCAUGAGCUGCAAAAAAAGUUUGAUGACUUCCAGACGGAUCUGAAGACCAAUGAACCUCGACUUCAGGACAUUAACAAAGUGGCUGAUGAUCUUCGUUUAGAAGACCUUUUAACUCCAGAAGGUGCUGAAAUCCAGCAGGAGUUAAAUAGCCGCUGGGAUUCCCUCCAGAGACUUGCAGAGGAGCAGCGCCUGCUGCUGGGCAGUGCUCAUGCUGUCCAAAUGUUCCACAGAGAUGCAGAGGACACCAAGGAACGCAUUGAGAAGAAGCAUCAGGCCUUGAGUGCUGCAGACCCUGGCUCAGAUCUGUUCAGUGUUCAGGCGCUUCAGCGUCGCCAUGAUGCUUUUGAGAGGGAUUUGGAACCUCUUGGAGAAAAGGUGACUACUUUGGGAGAGACAGCAGAGAGGCUCAUUGAGACUCACCCAGAUGCCACUGAGGACCUGCGCAGGCAACAGGUUGAGCUUGACGGGGCCUGGGAUAAUUUGCUUCGGCGCACAGAAGAAAGAAAGGAUGACCUGAGCGAGGCGCAGAAGCUCUAUUUGUUCCUCAAUCAGGCCAGGGAAAUAUUGUCGUGGAUCAAUAGCAUUCGUGGCCCUGUGUCAUCAGUGGAAUUGGCUGAGGACCUCACAGGAACUGAAAUCUUACUUGAAAGACAUCAGGAACACCAUGAUGAGAUGAAGGCUGAAGCUCCUACAUUCCAGGCCCUAGAAGACUUUGGUAUCGACCUUCUAAGCAGUGGCCACCGGGCUGGCCCUGAGAUAGAAGGGAAGUUGCAAUUGGUGAGACUUGAAAGAGAUGAUUUGGAGAAAUCUUGGGAGCGGCGAAAGAAGAUGCUUGAUCAAUGUCUGGAUUUCCAGCUGUUCCAAGGAGAUUGUGAGCAAGCAGAGAGCUGGAUGGUGGCCCGAGAGAGUUCUCUGAGGACAGAUGACAAAAGCUCACUGAGUAGUCUGGAGGCCUUGAUGAAGAAGCGUGAUGAUUUAGAUAAGGCAAUCAAUGCCCAGGAAGAAAAGAUAAAUUCACUGAAAAGUUUUGCAGAGCGGCUCAUAGAUGAUGACCACUAUGCCAAGAAAGAAAUUGCUGACCGGCUUCAGAGAGUGUUGGACAGGUGGAAUGCUCUCAAAGGACAGAUGAUUGCAGAAAGAGAACAGCUUAGUGAUUAUGCAGACCUGAAACAAUUCUACCGUGACAUUGAAGAUUUGUCAGAUUGGAUCAAUGAGAUGAUGCCAACAGCCUGUGAUGAGUCCUACAAAGAUCCCACUAAUAUCCAGAGAAAAUACUUGAAGCAUCAGACAUUUGAAAAUGAAGUCUUCGGCCGGAAUGAUGAAGUCGAAAAUGUCAUCAAACUGGGGAACUCCCUUAUUGAUCGCAGAGCAUGUGAUGGCCAGGAGGAAGAUGUGAAGGAACGAGUGUCUAGACUUAGUGAACACUGGAACCAGCUCCUGGAGAAAACCAAAGACAAAGGGCAGAAAUUGAACGAGGCAAGCCGGCAACAGAGGUUCAACACAGGCAUCCGUGACUUUGAAUUCUGGCUCUCUGAGGCAGAGACACUACUGGCGAUGAAAGAUCAAGCCAGGGACUUGGCUUCAGCAGCCAACUUACUUAAGAAGCAUCAACUGUUGGAAACAGAAAUGUCAGCUCGUGAGGACUUUCUCAAAGAUCUGAAUGAACUGGCUACUCACUUAAUCGACAGUGGGGCUUUCAAUGCUGAUGAGAUCAAGGAGAAACGGGAUAAUAUCAAUAACCGAUUCCGGAAUGUCCAGGACCUGGCUGCUGCGCAUCACAAAAAGCUCAAGGAGGCCCAUGCUCUUUUCCAGUUUUUCCAGGAUCUGGAUGAUGAGGAAUCCUGGAUUAAGGCAAAGCUUCUACGAGUGAGCUCCAAGGACUAUGGACGGGAUCUUCCUGGUGUUCAGAACCUACAAAGGAAACAUAAACGCCUGGAAGGGGAGCUGGAUGCCCAUGAACCAGCUAUCCAGGGAGUGUUGGAGACUGCAGAAAAACUGAAAGACAGUGAUGCUGUGGGGCGAGAGGAGAUCCAAGAGAGGCUGGCUCAGCUGGUGCAGCAUUGGAAUGAGCUGAAGGAGUUGACCAAGAUUCGUGGGCUCCGACUAGAUGAGUCCCAACAGUAUCUUCAGUUCAUUGAGAAUGUUGAGGAAGAAGAGGCCUGGAUCAAUGAGAAGACAGCUCUUGUUGCCCGAGGGGAUACAGGAGACAUAUUACCUGCCACACAGAGCUUACUUAAGAAGCAUGAAGCUUUGGAGAAUGAUUUUGCAAACCAUGAGAUUAAAGUUCAGGAAAUAUGCAUUGAAGGAGAAGACCUUCUGGGCAAGGAGGACACACAGCACAAAGACAAAAUCACAGCCAAGAUCAAUGGUCUGAAGUCAAAGAUCCCUGCUUUAGCCAAAGCAAUGGCAGCCUGGAAGGCCCAGUUGGACGAGGAUGCUGCUUUCCAAUUGUUUAACUGGAAGGCUGAUACAGUAGAGUCCUGGAUAGCUGAAAAAGAAUCUUCCCUGAAGACCAAUGGUAAUGGAGGAGACCUUGCUGCUUACCGUAUGCUACUCACUAAGCAGGAUACACUGGAUGAUGGCCUGAAAAGCUUUGAGCACAAACGGCUGUCAGAAAUAACAGACUUAAAAGACCAACUGGUGGCAGGGGAACACAGCAGGGCAAGUACCAUCGAGGACCGGCAUGCCGCCCUUCUUGAACGCUGGGACCAGCUACUGGCUGCUGCUGCAGCCCGAAGGGCAAAGCUGCUGGAGGAGCAGCUCCCCCUUCAGAAGGCUGAAGAGUUAUUCUUGGAGUUUGCCCAGAAGGCUUCAGCCUUCAACAACUGGUGUGAGAAUGCAGAAGAGGACCUCUCUGAACCUGUACACUGUGUCUCCUUAGAAGAAAUCCAACAACUUCAGAAGGACCAUGAGGCCUUUCUGGUCUCCCUCCAGGGAGCUCGAGCUGACUUUGACCACUUGGUAGAGCUGGAUCAGCAAAUUAAGGCUUUGAACAUGCCCUCCAGUCCCUAUACCUGGUUAACCGUGGAAGUUCUAGAAGGCAUCUGGUUGAAUCUGCCCAAUAUCAUCAAGGAAAGAGAGCAGGAAUUGCAAAAAGAGGAAGAGAGACAAAUGAAGAAUCGUGAGCUCUGCCAAGAGUUUGAACAAGAGGCCAGUGCAUUCUCCCAGUGGAUCCAGGAAACCAGAGCUUAUUUCCUAGAUGGAUCAUUGCUCAAGGAAACUGGAACCCUAGAAUCCCAGCUGGAAGCUAAUAAACGGAAGCAGAAAGAAAUUCAAGUGAUGAAGCGUCAGUUGAACAAGAUUGAGGACCUGGGAGAUAUCAUGGAGGAUGCUCUGAUCUUGGACAUCAAAUACAGCACCAUUGGAUUAGCCCAGCAGUGGGAUCAGCUCCACCAGCUAGGAAUAAGAAUGCAACACAAUCUAGAGCAACAGAUCCAGGCCAAGGACAUGAUUGGUGUGAGUGAAGAGACGCUAAAGGAAUUUAGCACAACCUAUCAACAUUUUGAUGAGACCUUGUCUGGAAGGCUGAGUCACAAGGAAUUCCGGUCCUGUCUCAGAGGCCUCAAUUACUAUUUGCCCAUGGUGGAGGAAGGGGAACCCGAACCCAAGUUUGAGAAAUUCCUAGAUGAUGUGGAUCCAGGAAGGAAGGGCUACAUCUCACUGGAGGAAUAUACCUCAUUUCUGAUUGACAAGGAGUCCGAGAACAUAAAGUCCAGUGAAGAAAUUGAAAAUGGCUUCCAGGCCCUGGCUGAGGGAAAGCCUUACAUCACAAAGGAUGACCUGAAACAGGCCCUCACUCCAGAGCAGGUACAAUUCUGUGCCUCUCGAAUGCAGCCCUACACAGAUCCUCGGGUCGUACUGCUGGCUAUGACUAUGUUGGAUUCACAAAUUCAUACUUUGGUAACUGAUGAGGAGAUGUUAAUGUGACUAGGGAAGGAGGAGGAUUGAAGAGUAUAUUUUAUACCCUGGCAUAUUUACAAGAACUCCAUGUUCAGAUGUGUCUGGGUAUUGGGGGGAGAGGGUGUGUUUGUGGAUUAAUAAAGCUGAGAUCUCUGUCAUGGGAUGAUCUGAAUUAAAGUCCUACUAAUCCAAACUGAGGCUUUAUACUUUCUAGAAUUAAUAGAUUCAUGGCUAAAUACAAAUGGUUUUUAAUUCACCCUAAAGGAGAAGAUUGGUAUGGAUAAUCGCCAGGUAAUUUUCAUCUAAUACUGAAAUAUAUUUUUAUUGUGGUAUGCCAUUAAAGAAAGUAUGACCUAGAAAAACUUGGUGAAGAUGACAAAAAUAAAGAGUCCUAUCUAUAAAACCAACUACCUUUAGAAGGUGAGGAUUUCCCCAAUGACACUACAAUGAAAUGAUAGAGGACACCCACUCAAUAGUGUUUGAGAAGGUCCCUUGACAAUGAUAUGUCACUGAGGGCAUUGAUUGAGUCAAGAUAAUUAGAGAUUUAAAUCAUAUUGUUGGACUUGAGCCUAUAAAAUGGAACUAGCUAAUGUUCCAAAGAUGAGAGAUCUUGAAAGAGCUAAAUAUAGGCAAAAAUCAGAUUAGGCUAGUGUCCUUGUCUCACUAAACUGCCUACCCUCAAAGCAACCAUUAGACCCCAGAUAUAAGUCAGCAGCUAGAGGCAACUGUGAAAAAAUUGGUACUUCUAGCCCCAGCCUUUUGGAGAUAAUAGGAAUGCUUCAGUUCAAUUCUUUUUCCCUGAGUCUAGUCUCCUAAGAAGGAAGAAUCUCCUAAGAAGGAAGAAAUAACAUUCAAUCCCUUGAUCUAGUGUUCACGAAAGAAUUAGAUCUGUACUCAAGUCCCUAGACCUAACCUUCAGGAUGGAAGAGCAACAGGAAUGGUCCAGAUAUGAAAGUGCAAACUUGAACUUUGCCCUCCACUAAUGACUUCCAAUGGGAAGGGAAUCAACUCUCCAGGAACUCCAAAUGGAAAGUCUCUUUUGUGAAAUCUCCAAAUCUUAGGGUAAUACUUUAAGUCUGAUACAUUAUAAAAAUCUCUUGUAGAAGGUAAUACUCACUAGAGUUGAAAGAAGAGUUGGCAUGACUACUUAUUGCUUAUUAAUAGUUGUGUACAUAUGUGUGUGUUUUCUUCUUUAUUUGGAGCUUAGGGUUUCCUAGUAUAAUACAAUAACACUGUAAACAUUUAACAAAUGUUUACUUCAUACCAGACAUUGUGCUAAGUGUUGAGGAUGCAAAUUAAAA
Molecule: messenger RNA, 8671 nt
Organism: Monodelphis domestica (gray short-tailed opossum)
Lineage: Eukaryota; Metazoa; Chordata; Mammalia; Didelphimorphia; Didelphidae
Gene: SPTA1
Product: spectrin alpha, erythrocytic 1
Molecular function (GO): protein binding; calcium ion binding
Source: RefSeq, a predicted model, not a curated record